AUGGAGUACAGAAAACAGCGUGUUUCGGAGGACGGGGUGAGCAUCCAGCCUCGCUUGAUUAUCCACGGCGGCGCGGGCAAUAUCCUACGAAGCAAUUUCCCUGCUGAAAAGUACGCUGCUUACCGGUCCGCUCUCUUGUCAAUUGUCAUCAAGACCCAAGCCUUCAUGAACUCCUCCACACCUACCCCCUCAACAGCAUCACCAUACAUGUACACCGAAGAGAAGAAGCAAACAGCACACCCCUCGGCCCUCGAAAUCGCAACCCACGCCGUCGUCCUCCUCGAAGACAACCCCCUCUUCAACAGCGGCCACGGCGCAGUCUUCACCCGCGACGGCGUCAACGAGCUCGAGGCCUCCGUCAUGGUCUCCCGCGGCCUCAAGAAGCGCGGCGUCGGCGUCAUGGGCCUCCGGCGGGUGCGCAACCCCAUCCUGCUGGCCAAGAAGAUGCUCGAGCACGGGGAAGAUGAUCUUGCGCCGGCGGGGUCUAAUGGAAAAGACGUAGAGCUGGACGUCCCCUCCGCACAAGGCCACACCCAGCUCCACGGCCCAACAGCCGAAAAGCUCGCCGCAAAGUACAACCUCCCCCUCGUCGACCCAAGCUACUUCUUCACCCAACAGCGCUGGGACGAACACGUCCGCGCCCUCGAGCGCGAAAAGUCGUCGGGCCUCUCGUCGUCGUCGUCGUCAGCAACGUGGCACGCGGACGAAUACCUCCCCCAGGGCACGUGCGGAGCCGUCGCCCUGGACGCGGAGGGCGUCAUAUGCGCGGCCACGAGCACGGGCGGCAUGACGAACAAGCUGACGGGCCGCAUCGGCGACACGCCCGUCGUCGGGGCUGGUUUCUGGGCGGAGGAAUGGGAUGAGGAGGAGGACGUUGAAGCGGACGCUCUCCUCAAGGCGGAGCCGGGCAUCAGCUUUGCUGGUCCGCUGAAGGGGUUGUUGGCAGACUGCUUCCCCACGCCGUGGAUGUAUUCUCCCUCAUUUGCGCCCCCGACGCCGACGACGACGACGACGACGACGACUCGCUCCGUGGGCUUCUCCGGCACCGGAAACGGCGACUCCUUCCUGCGCGUCAACGCCGUCCGUACCGUCGCCGCCAUCGCGCGCUACAAACCCUCCCCGGCACGUCUCGCGCUGGCCCGGGUCGCCGGUCCGGGGGGCCAGCUGCAGCAGAGCGCGGGGGAUCGCUGGGGACGCACGGGCGAGGGCGAGGGGGGCAUGAUUGGCCUCGAGUGCGUGCUUGAGCGGGAUGAGGAUGGGCGGGUGGUGGGAGCGCGGUCGGAGGUGUUGAUGGGGUAUAAUUGCGGCGGGAUGUAUCGUGCUUGGAUCGAUGACGAGGGGAGGCCGGUUAUGAGUAUCUGGUCGAAUGGAUCUGCGGAUGAGCUGUGA
Trichoderma citrinoviride is the source of this 1389-nucleotide messenger RNA. Its product is annotated as N-terminal nucleophile aminohydrolase. The record is from RefSeq and is a predicted model, not a curated record. The coding region runs from base 1 to 1389 and encodes 462 amino acids. Gene Ontology annotation, molecular function: hydrolase activity. Lineage: Eukaryota; Fungi; Ascomycota; Sordariomycetes; Hypocreales; Hypocreaceae. The transcript is spliced from 3 exons.